GGGAGGAGACUCUGACAAUGAAUGUGCUGAGAACACAUGUUUACAAUGGUGGAGGAGAGAGGGGGGAAGAAUGGAGCUGCACUGGAUCACUGAACACUAUGGUGCCUCGUUUGGACAGCCUGUCAGUCAAUGAAGCCAGCAACAGAAGGACACAGAAGAGUCACGGUGACCUGCAGUGUCGCAGGAGGAAAAUGCAAAGCAGAUAUUAAAUCACUAAAGCUGAUAGAAUUUGACUUUGCUGCUCUUUAUCAAACUCUUCCUGAUCCCAAACAAACUGAGACAAGUCAUCACAGGCACAAACAGGACAAACACUCCUCAGGGAUGACGAGUGCUCAGCUGCUGAAAACUUCAGCGGAGGACUCUGUGUUUGGCGCCCAGCCUCCCCACAGGAUGGCCGCCUCUGUACCCGCUGUUCCCCGCAGCGUCCUCGGCCCCUCGCCUCCCCCUCCAGCUGUCUGGCCUCCUCUGGACUUCGCCCUGGGCGCUCUCGCCUGCUGUGCAGCCUGUGUGUUCACCAACCCUCUGGAGGUUGUAAAGACUCGCCUGCAGCUGCAGGGAGAGCUGCGUGCACGGGGAUCCUACCAGAGACACUACCGGGGAGUCCUGCAGGCCCUGUGGGUGGUGGGCCGCACAGACGGGCUCCGGGGCCUGCAGAAGGGGCUCUCAGUUGGGCUGAUGUACCAGGGGGUGAUGAACGGUGUGAGGCUGGGCUCCUACUCCUACUGUGAGGCUCUGGGCAUCACCUCGUACCACGGGGGGAGUCUGCUGGCAGGGGCAGGUGCCGGGGCGCUGGGUGCCUUCAUCGCCUCUCCUGCCUACCUGGUCAAAACCCACCUGCAGGCUCAGACUGUGGAAGCCAUCGCAGUAGGUCACCAGCACAACCAUCUGGGAGUGUCUGAUGCCUUUGUUACCAUCUAUAGAAGAGACGGUUUAAUUGGUCUUUGGAGAGGUGUGAACGGGGCUGUGCCUCGAGUCAUGGUUGGAUCAGCUGCUCAACUCGCAACCUUCACCUCCGCCAAGGACUGGGUGUCACAUUCCCAGUGGUUUAGUCCAAACAGCUGGCUCACGGCUCUGAUAGCUGCCAUGAUCAGCGGGGUCGCUGUGGCGAUCAGUAUGACGCCAUUUGAUGUCAUUAGUACGCGGCUCUACAACCAGCCGGUGGAUGAGUUUCGUAGGGGCCGUCUUUACCAUGGGUUUUCAGAUUGUAUGCUGAAGGUGUGCCAAGCUGAGGGCCUGCUGGGGUUGUAUAAAGGCAUGGGCCCCGUCUUCCUGCGUUUGGCCCCACACACAGUCCUCAGCAUGCUGUUUUGGGAUCUGAUGCGGCAGCAGACAGUGAAGGACACCCAGAGCCAGGGAAGGAGCUAAAACAUCCUGAACGCCUGAUUGACUGGACUCAGUUACAGCCAUUGAAGUGGUCCCCCGAUUAAUGACUUAAUUUAAAGCAAAUGUUUGACAUUUUGGUAAGUAUGAUUAUUUGAUUUAUUGCAGAGAGUCAGAUGAGAGGACUGAUACCACUUUCAUGUCUGUACAGUAAAUAUGAAGCUACAGCUAGAAGCUGGUUAGUUUAACUGAGCAUAAUGACUAGAAACGGGAAAAACAGCCAGCCUGGCGCUGUCCAGCUAUAGGAAAAUCCACCUAACUGCAUCCAUAAAACCAGAUAAUCAACACAUUCUGUGUAUUUGAUUCAAUCUGCAAAACCAAAUUUAAAAAAUGUAAACUUGCUGUUUCACAGAUAAUUAUGUGCUGGACUUAAUAUUCUUGGGUCACCAGGAGCCAAGAAAAGGACCAGCACAUAACUACAACAUAGCAAAUGAGCAUUUUUACACUUUUUAUAUAAAAAAUAAGCCCCUGACAUAUUCCUUAGUAGGCUUAAGAGGUGCUCGUAGGUGGAUUUUGUUACUAUUUGAAAGAGCCAGGCAGGCUGUUCCUCUCUUUCCAGUCAUUAUCCUUAGUUAAGCUAACCGGCUGCUGACUGCGGCUUCAUAUUUACUGUGUAGACAGAGUCAUAUUGAUUUCUUUUCAUCUAACGCUCUGCAAGAAGUGAAAAAAAAAAUUUGCCAAAAUGUCAAAGUGAUCAUUUAAAUGAAACUCACCACGUCUGAAGCAAGGAGGAUGAUUGGAUGAUUCACAUACUUGAUAAAGACGAACAUAUGUUGCACAAACAUUAUCAGGAGAUCCCAUCAAAGUUCUCAAUUACGUGAAAUUUCUGUCUAAUUAUCAGGUUUUUACCUCUAAUACCUCAAAUAAUGAAUUUACAAGCACUGUCUCAGGCUUUCAUAUUUCACAUAUCACACGUGGCUUCCAGGCACAUCAAUGAAGAACCACUGAGAUGAAAAACCUGUCUGGAUAUUAAAACCUAAACUCUGUAUUUCAUGUUUUUAGCCCAGUGUGGCUGCAGGGAUUUGUCACAGUUUAAUAAAUAAUUCUUGUUGCCUUGUCUGUUGUAUGUAAAGAAAAACAUCUGAUGGGAAUGUUUUUAUUUACUGACAUGCAAACUACUGGUACCUAAAGAAGAGGAUGCCAUGUGAUUUGAGGUUUUAUCCGCAGAAAGUAAACGGAUACUUUGAGCCUUUUGAACAGCAGUUGAUAAUAUUUAAUAAAGAUUUUUUUUGUACA
Plectropomus leopardus (leopard coralgrouper) is the source of this 2616-nucleotide messenger RNA. RefSeq names its product solute carrier family 25 member 34 (gene slc25a34). The record is from RefSeq and is a predicted model, not a curated record. NCBI's taxonomy places the organism in Eukaryota, Metazoa, Chordata, Actinopteri, Perciformes, Serranidae.